Molecule: messenger RNA, 861 nt
Organism: Olea europaea var. sylvestris
Lineage: Eukaryota; Viridiplantae; Streptophyta; Magnoliopsida; Lamiales; Oleaceae
Product: mitochondrial Rho GTPase 1-like
Exons: 3
Coding region: 18-455 (145 amino acids)
Source: RefSeq, a predicted model, not a curated record
AUUAUACUGUUAAUCUCAUGCAUUGGUGGUCUUGCGUGUCCAGUUCUCGUGAAGCUUCAUGGCAGAAAGCAACUGAGAUGCUUGUGGAUGUUGCUAGUCAAGGGGAAACGAGUGGCUAUGAGAUGCCUUGCCUUAUCGUUGCCAAUAAGGAUGAUCUUGAUCCUUAUUUGACUGAAAUUCAAGAUUCGACACGGGUAAGCCAGGACAUGGGAAUAGAGACUCCUAUACCUGUCAGCGCGAAGCUAGGAGAUUUCAGUAAUUUAUUUCAAAGGAUUGUAAAUGCAGCCAUGAACCCUCAUAUGAGCAUUCCUGAAACUGCCGCAGGGAAAAGCCGUAAGCAGUAUCACAGGCUUGUCAAUCGUUCCCUCUUGUUUGUAUCAGUUGGGGCUGCUGUGGCCAUUGUUGGGCUGGCUGCUUAUCGUGUUUAUGCUGCAAGAAAGAAUUCUUCGAGUUAGAAGUAGCAACAUUACCAUUAAAGUAUGGAGGAUUUGAAUAAUUUAUAGUGCAGUUCUUGUCCAAGGGUUCUGCUGGUUGCAUUUUGUUGCGGGUUUUUACAUCAGGCAGAAUUGUAGUUCACGUGUUGCAUUUUAAUAUUUCGAUAGUGCAUGUUCGGUUGUGAUGGUAAUUAGGUUAUGCGAACAACUAUUUGUGGUGGUUGGUAAGAGACGAGAGUGAAGGUGAUUGCGGGAAGUGGUCAUGGGGGAUAAGCGGUGGUUCUGUUUUGCGGUUGGUGGCAUGGGGUGGUGAAUGGAGGCUGGCUGAGCGCUUUGGGUAUGUCAAUUGUUGUCUUCCAAAUUGUUGAAAAUUAUUUAACUGAAUAAUGUUGCAAAUUUUUUAUGUAAUUGUUGGCAUGCUAACUUA